Molecule: messenger RNA, 3271 nt
Organism: Ananas comosus (pineapple)
Lineage: Eukaryota; Viridiplantae; Streptophyta; Magnoliopsida; Poales; Bromeliaceae
Product: PHD finger protein EHD3-like
Exons: 8
Coding region: 200-2878 (892 amino acids)
Molecular function (GO): DNA binding
Source: RefSeq, a predicted model, not a curated record
UUUCUUCUAUUCACUCCUCUCAUCAAUCCUUAUUUUCCUCUUCCUCCAAUCUCCCCAAAAUUCUCUACCUUUUUAAGAUUUUUUUUUUUUUUGUUGCUUUUUCAAUCAGGGUUCCAAGCAUUUAUAUGAUUUGUGGGAUUUGGGGGCCUUGUUUGAAACCCUAGGAGGUGAGAAAAAGCAAAUUAGGGUUUAUAGGAAAAUGUUUGGGGAGAGGAAGAGCUACAGUGGAUUGAAUCCGAAGGAUUCGGGGGAGGAGCUGUGGAUCACUUACAAGAGGAAGAAAUGCGCAAAUCCGAGCUCCGAUUCCCGCGGUGUAAGUAAAAUUUCCGGUGGUGUGAGAAAUGCGCAGGAGCAUUUGAUCACUUACAAGAGGAGGAGAUGCGCAAAUCCGGGCUCCGAUUUCGGCGGUGUUGCUGUUUACAGUAAGAGAUGCAGAGAUAUUGGGUGGGAUCAUGGAACAAUGAUUGAUGGAAACAAAAAUCAUUGGAAGUGCAACUGGUGCGGUUUGGUUAGAUAUGGAGGAGGCUCGUGCAGGCUUAAGCAACAUCUAGUUAAGUGUGUAAAUGCUCCAAAUGAUGUUUCUAAGGCAAUAGAGAAUUAUAUGAUGAUGAAGCGAGAAAGAAAAUCGAGAAGAUCAUGUGCUUCUGAUGGUGCAAAUAUUGCAAAGUCGAGGUGCUCUGAUUACAUGUUAGUUGAUAAGGAUGGACCACUUGUCGACUCAAUGAAGGAGGUGGGAAGUCACAGUCAACUUUUCAAGAAAGCAUCUAAACAAUCGAGGAUCUAUCCUUAUCAAUCAAAGAGUUCUACGCAACGACUGCAGGCAACCACCCAUCUAUAUGAAAAUUCCGUGGCUAAGGUUGCUGUUUACGGUUUAAACAAAAGAAGAUGCAGAGAUAUUGGGUGGCAGCAUGGAACGAUGAUUGAUGGAAACAGUAAUCAUUGGAAGUGCAACUGGUGUGGUUUGGUUAGAUAUGGAGGAGGUUUGUCUAGACUUAAGCGACAUCUCGUUGAGUGUCCAAGUGUUCCAAAUGAGGUUUAUAAAGCAGUAAAGAAUUAUAUGAGAAUGAAGCGAGAAAGAAAAUUGAGAUUAGCAGCUGCUUCUGAUGGUACAGAUAAUGCAAAGUCGAGGUGCUCUGAUUACAUGGUGGUUGAUAAGGAUGGGCCACUUGUCAACUCAAAGGAGGAGGCGGGAAGGCGCAGUCAACUCUUUGAGAAAACAUCUAAACAAUUGAGGAUUCAUCCCUAUCAAUCAAAGAGUUCUACGCAGAGACCGCAGGCAACCACCCAUCUAUCUGACAAUUCCGUCGCUGUGGGCAAUAUGGAGGAACAUCAUGGCGCAGUAUUACAAAAGAACACUUCUGAGCAAGAUGGUUGUGCUAGUACAGAUAGUCACUGGACUCGCUGGAAAUAUGUUUUGGAAAACAUGUUGCAGUUGCCGGAUGUUUGUGAAAGUGGUGGCGUUCGAAGCUGCAUUUGUGAUGCGCUCACAAUGGGUCAUUCUGGUCUCACCAAAAGGUUGGAGGUGUCUGACAUCAGCAGGAACACUGAACAACCACAGGACAGGUUUGAGGGGUAUGAAAUGCACACAACCGCAGCCUCAGGCAUAUCAAAACCUACCAGUGAGGCAGAUACACUUGUCAACAGUACCAAGUGCCAGAGUUACUUGGUUGAUAUUUUAUGUUCAGAGAAUUUUGCUCUCUUAUGUGAUUUACUUUGGAGAACUUUUGAAGACAACAAGACAAAAGGCUUCUUCGAUUUCAGCAUUAUCAAUGCAAAGAUGAAAAAUGGAGAUUAUGGGCGUGCGCCUGGAUUGAUUGAUCAAGAUAUCCAACAGGCGUGGGAAAAAGUUAAAGAAGUUGGUCGGAAAAUGAUUCAUCUAGCAGAAUGUCUUUCAAACAUGUCAAGUGCUUCCUCACAGAAGCAGGCUGGAGAAGUUUCGAAGCUUGGUGUGAAUGAACACAAGACUCAGAAGAACUGUGCAAUUGUUGUUGAACAGAAGAAUUCCGUGAAAUCAAAUACAUGCAAUUUAGAUCAUUCAGCCAAAGUGAAUCAAACCAAGCCCUCUAGCCUUCACAAAACUUCAGCUUCCCAACAGUGUAGCGCCAAAGCAAACGGCAAGGAAAGCCACUUCUCGUGUCCAAAUUCCGCUACCAAAUUGAAACCGAUUCGAAGCUCUCAUUUUACUCCUUACUGCACUAAUAAAAGAGAACCGCCCAAGCCUAUCUCAAUGACCUAUGUUCGAAAAGAUAGCUUAAACCAGAGUUGUGCAGCAUAUGAUAAGCUUGAAGAUGACUCCCAAGCUAAUGAUUCCCGAGUGAGUUCUGUUUCAAAUAUUGAGCUGGAUGAGGCGAGAACUUCUAUUUCUCGCUUGUGCAAGCUAUGUGGAACAUGCGAAGAGGAAAACAAGAGGUUUUUAGUUUGCAGACAUAUUGACUGUCCUUACAAGUUCUACCACAUAAGAUGCUUGAAUAGCCGACAAAUAGCAAGCACGGUACCGUGGAACAUACGUUGUUGGUUAUGUCCUUCAUGCCUUUGUAGAGCUUGUCUCUCAGAUAAAGACGACGACAAGAUCUUGUUGUGUGAUGGUUGUGAGGAGGCUUAUCAUAUUUACUGUGUGGACCUGCCUCGUGAUUUAGUACCAACAGGCGAGUGGUACUGUGUACGGUGCAAUGCGCAGAGAGAGAGGGAAGUUUUGAGAAGCAAGCAAGGGAUUUUCAAACGACAUAGGAUUAGUAAUGAUGUUGAAGGAGGUAAUGAGAGUACUUGUGGGGUGGAUUUGCUUCUGAGCGCUGCUGAAAAGCUGAAAUUUGAAGAGAAUAUGCGCGGCCGUGAUAAGAGCAAGAAAGGACAUCACUGCACUCAUUUUGUAAAACCUUAAUGGAUUUGGAUGAGCAGUGCUAGAAUUUGUCUUUCCAUCUUUCUAACAGAUGUUUGGAGUGAUCCAUCUCCUUCGUGUAAUUUUGCGAAAAUGAUGCAUAUGACCAUGCUCUUUCCUCUUUAUAAGGGCACUACUAAAUAUGUUGGACUUGGAAUCAAACAGAAUUGCCGGAAAAUCUUCAUCUCGAAGGCUUCAAUCGCCAGGAAUAUUUCUAGACAUAAUUAGAAGCUAUCAGAAGCUGGUUUUCUUUUCUUUCUUUUUCCUGCUGAGUCUUUGCAGAUGUAUUUUCCUGUGAGAAUAUGCAAUGUAUUUUCCUCCGAGCACAUCUCCCAAUGCAUUUUUUGUUAAAAAAAUGUGCUUGUUUAGAAAUUGCCAAUUUUCUGAUUCUUUGCA